AUGAGUGAAGAAGAGACUCUGGCUUUAGUUGUUGACAAUGGUUCAGGUAUGGUCAAGGCAGGAUUUGCUGGUGAUGAUGCUCCUCGCUGUGUUUUCCCAUCAAUUGUAGGGAGACCAAGGAUGCCAGGUGUUAUGGUAGGUAUGGAUCAGAAAAAUUGUUAUGUUGGUGAUGAAGCACAAUCCAAGAGAGGUAUUUUAACUUUAAAAUAUCCAAUUGAACAUGGUAUUGUUACAAAUUGGGAAGAUAUGGAAAAAAUAUGGCACCAUACAUUUUACAAUGAAUUACGUGUAGCCCCUGAAGAACAUCCAGUUUUAUUAACAGAAGCUCCAAUGAAUCCAAAAGCAAAUCGUGAGAGAAUGACUCAAAUUAUGUUUGAAACUUUCAAUGUACCCGCAAUGUAUGUAAAUAUACAAGCUGUUCUGUCCUUGUAUGCAUCUGGACGUACUACUGGAAUUGUACUUGAUAGUGGUGAUGGUGUAUCACAUACAGUUCCUAUUUAUGAGGGUUAUGCCCUUCCUCAUGCUAUCAUGAGAUUAGAUCUAGCUGGUCGUGAUUUAACUGAUUAUCUAAUGAAGAUUCUACAUGAUCGUGGUUAUAGCUUUACUACAACUGCUGAAAGAGAAAUUGUUAGAGAUAUUAAGGAAAAGUUAUGUUACAUUGCUUUAGAUUAUGAAGAUGAAUUAAAAAAGGCUCAGGAAUCUUCUGAAAUUGAGAAAACAUAUGAAUUGCCAGAUGGUAAUGUUAUUACUGUGGGUAGCGAGAGAUUUAGAUGUCCAGAAGCACUUUUCCAACCAAAUCUAUUAGGUAAGGAGGCUUCUGGUGUUGGUGAAACUACUUUCCAAUCUAUUAUGAAGUGUGAUCUUGAUAUCCGUAAGGAUUUGUAUGCAAAUGUUGUCCUUUCUGGUGGUACUACAAUGUAUCCUGGACUUGGUGAGAGAAUGACUAAAGAACUUACUUGCUUAGCUCCUUCUACUAUGAAGAUUAAAGUUGUUGCCCCUCCUGAGAGAAAGUAUUCAGUAUGGAUUGGAGGAUCCAUAUUGUCAUCUUUAUCUACAUUCCAACAGAUGUGGAUCACAAAGGAGGAAUAUGAUGAAUCAGGUCCAUCAAUUGUACAUAGAAAGUGUUUCUAA
Cryptosporidium muris RN66 is the source of this 1131-nucleotide messenger RNA. Its product is annotated as actin family protein. Bases 1 to 1131 code for a protein of 376 amino acids. The transcript has a single exon. NCBI's taxonomy places the organism in Eukaryota, Apicomplexa, Conoidasida, Eucoccidiorida, Cryptosporidiidae. The record is from RefSeq and is a predicted model, not a curated record.